GACGUCAUGUCAAAAUUGUCACGAAACGAACACGAACGCCAUUGCUUGCAUUAAAUUGCAUUUCUUAUUCAUAAUUUCGACUCAAUAUAAAGGAAAUUUGAAAUACAUUUUUCCCAUAAGAUACUAAACAAACAUAACAAUGAGUGAAUUAGUUUGGGGAAUUAAAAAUGGUGACAUAGAUCAAGUAAAAGAUAUCGUAGAAAACAAGAAAAUUGAUGUCAAUGCAUUGAUUGAUGGACGGGUGCCUCUUCACUAUGCUGCUGAUUAUGGACAAACAACUGUUCUCAACUUCUUACUGGACAAAGGGGCUGACCCAAAUAUGGUGGAUAAACAUGGCAUAUCAGUGCUACUGGCAGCUAUUUGGGAAGGACACACAGAUUGUGUUAAAACUUUACUCAAACAUGGUGCUUCUAAAGAUGGCAAAACCCCAGAUGGAAUCCCCUACAUUGAAGCUGCAGAAAAAGAUGAGAUCAAGGAGCUCCUCACAUAGGGCGAACUAACUUAUCUCAACUUUUAUAAGUAUCUCAGAUUCGCUCACAUUUAUAAUUUUAUAACGCUAAGAUAAAAUCACUAGAUCAAACAAUAAAUUAAUCUAUCAUAAUCUAUUUUUACAAUGCAUUUAUUUAGAUUGCGAUGAAUUAUUUUUAUAUGCUCAACAUAUGGAGUUAUCAUAACAUAUGUAUUUUGAUUGUGCGUCCAUUUAGAGGUAUUUAAUUUGUAUAACUAAAGGCCUGGUAGUUUCGAAAUCUUAUGUCAACAUGCAAAGUGGAUAUAAGAAUCCGAAAGCAACCCCAAAUCUAUAAAUCUAGUAAGUAAAUUUAUUAAUUUUAAGGUAUGUAAUUCCAAGAGAACAUCAAAUAUGAUGUAAUUUUUAUUGCUAAAAUAAUAAACUUAUAAUUUAAUUGA
Molecule: messenger RNA, 906 nt
Organism: Pectinophora gossypiella (pink bollworm)
Lineage: Eukaryota; Metazoa; Arthropoda; Insecta; Lepidoptera; Gelechiidae
Product: myotrophin-like
Exons: 4
Coding region: 140-490 (116 amino acids)
Biological process (GO): regulation of barbed-end actin filament capping
Cellular component (GO): nucleus; cytoplasm
Molecular function (GO): protein binding
Source: RefSeq, a predicted model, not a curated record